Branchiostoma belcheri (Belcher's lancelet) is the source of this 2242-nucleotide messenger RNA. Its product is annotated as mediator of RNA polymerase II transcription subunit 8-like. NCBI's taxonomy places the organism in Eukaryota, Metazoa, Chordata, Leptocardii, Amphioxiformes, Branchiostomatidae. The record is from RefSeq and is a predicted model, not a curated record. Gene Ontology annotation, molecular function: transcription coregulator activity; RNA polymerase II cis-regulatory region sequence-specific DNA binding. Gene Ontology annotation, cellular component: mediator complex; core mediator complex. Gene Ontology annotation, biological process: regulation of transcription by RNA polymerase II. Bases 271 to 1011 code for a protein of 246 amino acids. The transcript has 3 exons.
AUAUUAUCGUCGAUGGAGAAACGUUUGAUCGUCGUUGUUUGGUACUGAACAAGAGGUUGUCAACAGAUUUCCCCCUGUUUCAUAGUUGUUGUCCCAUUUGGCCUGUAAACCUGCGCCAGCUGUCCUGACACACAAUCGUUGCUACCCUUUUGAGCCCGGCGUAUGUGGUAAUUUUUGCACAAUUACUUUCCGUACGUUGAACUUCCCUUUGUCUGACCAACUCUGACUGUCCGCUCUCACCUCGCGGCCGGUUUGGUUGAUACAAAUCUGAUGAUGCAGCAGAGAGAAGAGAAGCAGCUGGAGGCGGGUCUGGACGCCCUGAUCGUGCGGGUGAAGGACCUGCGGGACUCGAUCCACGCCUUCCUCAUGAAGUUAGAGCACGAGCAUCAGACCCUACAGUGGACCUCCGUACUGGACAGCUUUGCCCUGCUGUCUGGACAGCUCAGUACUCUGCAGAAAUUGGUUAUGAAGGAGAAGAUGCCAUCUCUACAAAACCUGAUCUUCCUGCCGCUGGUGCUGUCCCCAGACAGCGACCCACAGCUGGAGACCACCACGGAGGGGCGUGUGCCUGUCUUCAGCCAUGAAGUGGUGCCAGAUUACCUGCGUACUAAGUUUGAACCUGAGGUUGAGACCAGGGAGAAGACUCUGACCACCCAGUCUGAGCGCCUGACUCCAGAGGCGGCUCAGAAACAGAUCCAACAGCUCAACAACCUGUGUGACAAACUUCUGAACAAGUUGAAUGCAGCCAGCGAAGACUGGGACUCAGAAGUGUCAGCUUCGCAAGGGAGCACCCCUGCGUCGUCCCUGGCAGACACCAGCGCUCUUAUUGCAGCAGUGAGCUUCGGAAAGGGGUUGAAACCCAGCAGGACCCCCAGUCAGAGUGGUCCUGACACCCCACAGUCCCAGCCCUCCCCACAGGCCUCCCAGGCUGGCCCUGCCCCGGGGAAGGCUCCCAGCACCAUCAAAACUAACAUCAGGACAGGGGCCAGCUCACAUCCAUACCAGAGAUGAGACAUGGACUAUUUGUGUCUGAUGUUGUUGGUACAAACAAGCUUUUGUAUGUUUUGUAUGCAUCAUUGGUUCAUUAUUGAUAUAAUGAUAUUUAAUCUUUAUGUACUGGUGUGUUAUGCCGGCUAUACCGAUACAGAUACAGAUGUAGAAACAGUUCCCAAAAUUGACAGCAGCCACAAAAACCUGGCUGGUACCAUCUGUCAGUGUGUCACUCUCCUUUCUCAGUCCAACAUUAUCUCCAUGACACAUUUCUCUACCAUCCCCCUCUUCCCCCGGUUAUACAGUGUGACUUCUUAUAAAAUCGAAGUCACAUUAUUUAUCAGCUAAUGUACACAUCUCCUGUUUAUGUUUCAUGCAAAGUCGGUCACAUCACUACCCUCAUUCUCCCUUUCUUCCACACUACACAUAAGUGAAGGACUCAACAGACACAGGAUUGCAUUUAUUAAUCAACAGCAGAUCAACAUAUUGAUAUGUGUUCCACGCCUUUAAAACAAAGGUGCCUGUUUACCAGCCAACACAGCUUUCAUUAGAAGUCUCAAUAUUGUUAUUGUUUUUAUAGCUACCUUGAAUAGUUGCAUAGCAAUGUCACAGCUUUUGUGCUCAAAUACAUGUAAUGGUUCAGUUUUGUUAACCUGAACUUGUGUCUCCUACAGUCGUUGAAAUACAAUUUGUCAGUUGCAGCUUGCUUUGGCUGAUGGCUUGUCUCUCUGGCACCAAGAUUAAAGUGAUUCCGAGAUGCAGCAAACGUGAUGAUAUUUCGACCAGUUCAAACUGGUUUAAGGUAUGCCACUACCUAAUGAGGCCUAGAGCUCUUCAUGGAUAGAGUUUCGUUCGCUAUUCUUGGAUAAAAGACAUCUAUAUGAUGUAAAGAGAUUGGGCUCGAGAUCUGUCCAAGUGUAAAGAGUUUCGUUCAUCCCACGGAUCGGUACCAUUCACAGUCGAGUCCUUUGAACGUCAGAUCCCACUUUCAGCUUUCAUUAUUUUCAUAACUUCCAAAUGUCACGCCGUCUGUUUUAGACACCAUUGGCUGUGCAGCCAAGUGGUGAGGUGUGCGAAAAUUGACGUCAUUCAGAUAUCGCAAUCGUAACUGAUGUCAUCGACUUAUGUGCCUCCCUCUCCUCCGUUUUUACUCCCACCCAUUUGAACGAGCUACUUUCAACAUGUACGGAUGGGUACUAGGGAAUGUCUCGUGAUAUAGGAGUGGACCAAUCUCGUCACUCCCGUUGAAAUG